AUCAAAUUCAACAUACAGAGGUAACGUUUCGUCUCUCUGCUCUUAAAAUGAUGGUGAGAUUAUCUCACUCAUGAAGUGACGGAAUGUUCGAGCUUCGUCUCAACAUCCAUUUGCUCACCCUCGGGACCAGUUAUACCGAUUUUGAAGCAAGGGUACUUCACCCGGGGACUCGGCACACGGCAUCCAUAGCGAGUGGUGGCAAGAACUUCAUCGCAGGCCUGGGCAUGCAGCUCGUCGACGCUCGUCGUUGAAGCAACUUCAUGGCGUUAUUUGGGGUUCAAACAGGAGACGGGGACAUCUUCGCUCCUCGUGUAUUAGAUGGCCAUCCAUUUGCUUCUUGUUCCAGAUUUUGGGACCCCGUGAAUGCUCGUUUCGAAAGCUGUACCCUUCCCUUCAUCUCUGCAGUUCCAAUCGUGGUUGCAGGAUGCAUUUUGCUAGGGUUCCUCGUGAAGCUACUCCCGAGGGGCUUACGGAGUCCGGAAUGGUCGCGGGCUUUUGUCGAGGAGCCGAAAGGGGAGCAAGGUGAUCUCCUGCCCAGUGAAAAGAAGUCGUUCACACGCUUGACCGUUGUUCUAUUUGCCGUGUCGGGCGUCUGCCUUGCCGUCCAAACGCUCACGGUGUUUUUGCCCACCUUUCGAACUGAGAUGGUGUUUCCAUCAGCAUCAUGGGCUGUUGGCUCUCUUGUCAUCGCUAUUUGUCGUCCAAACACUGCUCCGCUGGCUUUGCUUGUCUUGUAUACCACCAUCUUUACCACGCAGGCCAUCAUUUUUGUCGAUAGCCCUUCCGGACUGCAUGUUAAAGACUUGCCGUAUAUUCUUGCCCUCAUCUCAGCGCUCGUAGCAAUUGGCGUCAUCCUGGUCAUGCCGUUGAGGCAUCCUCAUUUACCAAAGGACCAGAUAAGUCCCGCUUUUGGACUACCCACAUCCGAGCUACGGAGCCCGGAGGAUGACUUGACCGCCUGGCAGUUUAUGACCGUGUCUUGGAUGGCGCCACUCAUGUCUAUUGGCAACAAAAGACAAUUGAACGAUGAAGAUGUUUGGCAGCUGGGCUAUGAGUUUCAGCAUAGGAUGCUACAUGAUACUUUCAGAGAAUUGAAUGGAUCCGUUCUGGGAAGGCUUUUCAGAGCUAAUGGACUCGAUCUUGUCAUUAUAUCUGGCUUGAGUAUGUUCGAGCUGGCGGCGACAUUCUCCUCACCAGUACUUCUGCAAAAGAUUUUGCAGAGUAUGGAAAACCCAUUGGCACCUACGCGUGCUGCUCUCAACUACGCAGUGUUGACACUGGUCCUCCGAAUGCUUGCAGCCCAAUCGGGGGUGUUCACGCUGUGGUUUGGGAGACGUGCAUACGAAAGAUCUCGUGGAGAGAUGAUCACGAUGCUUUACGAGAAGACGCUGUCCAGGAAGGUCAUUGCUCUGAGCAGCAAGGCGAUCAUCGAGGCUGACACAAAUGGUACCUCAAGUGGCGGAAAGCCUGCCAAGCAAAGUUGGUUCAGUCGGACACUGGGCUUUCUAGCAAAGCCUUUUCUCCUGCUCUGUGGUCGCAGAAAACCCCCUAAGAAUGAUCCGGCGAAACAACCAGCAUCAAUGGGGCGGAUUCUGAAUAUAAUGCUCGGAGACGCUUACAAUAUUUCCCAAAGAUUCUGGGAAUUCAAUAAUAUUGUCUCUCAGCCGAUCGGUUUAAUCUUCUCAGUCGUCCUGAUAUGGCAAUUGCUAGGCUGGCCCUGUCUCAUAGGCGUCAUCACCAUUGUCGUGGCCCAAGCCCUCAACGCAUUAUAUGCACGAGCUCUCAUUUACUGGGAGCGAAAACUCCGAGUCGCUACUGAUGAGAAGUUUCACAAAAUCUCCCAACUGGUUGAGUCGAUCCGCCACCUGCGCUAUUACGGAUGGCAAGACGUCUGGCUGGGACGAAUUAUGGUCACAAGACAACAUGAGUUGAACCUGAAGAUCAUCACCAGUAUUUGGCGCGCGCUCAUAACUUGUACGAAUAAACUUGCGAGUGGCUUGUUCCCGGUGGUCGCCUUUUGGGCGUACACGAUGUUGUCCGACAAGCCAUUGCGCGUUGAUAUUGCGUUCCCUGCCCUUCAACUCUUCAGAAUGCUCGAAAACUAUCUAAGGGAAUUACCUAAUCUCAUAACCGUUCUCUUAAAUUGUAAAGUCUCUGUUGACCGACUCGAAGAGUUCAUGGCUGAACCAGAAAAAGAUGGCGCCGAUUCUGAUAUGCCACGAAGCACCCAGCUCGAAUUGAAGAGUGCGUCAUUUGCCUGGCCCGGGGCCGAGGAACCUGUUCUCAGCGAGAUUAGCCUCUUCUUCCCCUCUGGCUUGACUGUCAUUUGUGGAGAAGUAGGGUCUGGAAAGACAGCUUUGCUACAAGCUUUACUGGGAGAACUCGACCAGCUAGGUGGGGAGUAUCACAGGACCAAAGAAAUGAUCGGCUACUGUGGGCAAACGCCAUGGCUACAAAGCAUGAGCAUCCGAGACAAUAUCCUCUUCGCUGCUCCUUAUGAAGAGACCCGGUUCAAGCAGGUCCUAGAGGCUUGCGCCUUGGUUCCUGAUAUGUUGACCUUCAAGCAUGGCGAUCUUUCCAUGGUCGGUGAGAAUGGAGUUGGACUCUCUGGUGGGCAGAAACAGCGUAUAUCUCUCGCCCGAGCCGUGUACUCCAAAGCCAAUACACUUCUGCUUGACGACCCGCUCUCGGCCCUUGAUCACCAAACCGCAGAUUUCAUUGUUCGGCGAUGCUUGUGUGGUCCUCUGCUCAAAGGGCGGAUCACAAUUCUGGUGACGCAUCGUACGGAAUUGUGUCUCGGCAUGGCAACUCAAGCGGUGCAGAUAGCAGAUGGACGGGCAAUUCUUCUCGAUCCGGAAACCAUUCCAUUCGAAGAAUUACAUAGAGUAACAUCGCAAGAUUCGACAAACGAAGAUGGAAAUGAUGAAGACAAUAUGAAAACAGGCUCCGCUCCCGAGAAAUUCUUGGAUGAAGAGCAUCGGGCGCAUGGCGGGGUCCAGUCAAAGAUCUACUGGGAAUAUAUCAAAGCUGGGAAAUUGAAAUGGUGGUUCAUUCUCAUAGUCAUUAUGUGCCUAUACCGCUUUGUCGAUAUUGUGGAGACCUGGUUUCUCAAAGAGUGGGGUGAAGCAUAUGGCGACCGAGUGGAGAAAUCAGGCGGAUACUUCGGCGAUCUACCUUCUCCUGAGGACAACAUUCGCCCUUGGCUUAUCGGUUUCGUCCUGCUAGCCAUUGCGCAGGCUUUAAUCUAUAUCGUUGUUCAAGGAGCCAUGUUGGUCAUCGUAUACCAGGCUGGGAAGAACCUAUUUGCCAGGGUCGUGACGAGGGUCUCUCAUGCGACUUUCCGGUUCUACGAUGUUACCCCGGUUGGCCGAUUGAUGAAUCGGCUUACAGGUGAUCUUAGGACCGUUGAUGGCAAUAUUAGCGCCCAGUUCCAAAAUGUGGCACUUCAGUCUGUCGCAUGGAUAUCCGCCGUGGUGGUCAUUGGAUCCGUUACCAAAAUCUUCCUUGUCUUCGCCCUAAUUCUCACAAUGGCUUUUGUCCUUAUAUUUAGGCAGUUUCUGCCAACAUCCCAGAGUCUACGCCGGCUAGAAUUUGUUUCUCUUACUCCGUUGGUUUCAAACUUUGGAGCAUUGGCCAAUGGCUUAACCACCAUCAGGGCUUACUGCGCAGCAUCUCGAUUUCAAGAUGGAGUUAUCCGUGUAACGGACAACUUCCAAAAGAUGGACCAUUUUUACUGGAGUCUCCAAGCCUGGCUUCAGUAUAGAUUCGACGCCUUGUCAGCUUGCUCAACGUUUCUGAUCACAGGGCUGGCUCUUUUCACCCAUUUAUCUGCUGGCCUUACGGCUUUCAUCCUUGCAGCUGCCGGAAUGUUCGUUAGCGCUACCCACACGUUGUGCAGGCAAUAUGGACAACUCCAAAUGGACUUUGUCUCCGUUGAAAGGGUCGUCGAAUUACUGCAUCUCGACCAGGAGCCUCCUGGAAAAGUCAUCCCUCCAGCAGCUUGGCCAUUGUACGGAAGUGAUAUCGUCUUUGAGGACGUCACCCUCAGAUAUGCACCUCAUCUCGAGCCGGCACUCUCAAACAUCAAUCUCAAAAUCAAAGGCGGCUCAACAACUGCGCUAAUCGGCCGCACAGGCUCGGGGAAGAGCACUCUAGCCCUCUCACUCCUCUUUACAACACCCCCAGAAUCUGGCCGCAUCAUAAUCGACGGGAUCGACAUCGCAACUGUGGAUCUCCAAUCCCUCCGCAAGCGUGUUACCUUCCUCGCCCAAGAGCCUGUCCUCUUCCCUGGCACCAUGCGGGCAAAUCUCGACCCACUGGACGAAUACAGCGAUUUCGAAUGUUCCAGUGUCCUCGAGAAAAUCGCGUCACGCCACGAAUGGUCUCUUGACACAAACAUCGACACAGGCGGCAAGAAUUUAAGUCAAGGACAGAGGCAGCUUGUCGGUUUGGCGAGAGCACUUUUGCGGAGAAGCCCGAUUGUAGUCAUGGACGAAGCGACGGCAAGUAUUGAUCGCGAGACGGCGAUGCGGAUCCAGGAGAGUUUGAGGGAGGAGAUGAGGGAGAGCACUGUGGUCACGAUAGCACAUCGCGUAGAAGCUGUGAGUAAUGCGACGUUUUGUGUUAGUCUUGCGAAGGGGAAGAUUGUGGAGGCAGCGCCAGCGGGGGAUAUGGCGGGGAGGAUGGAGUAGAAUUGUCGUUGGGCAGAGUGACGUUUCACCUCGGGGCUCUGUUAGACUCAAAUUAAUGUGUUGGAAAACUCAAUAAAUGUCUACCGUAUAUGAUCCGAGCCAGGUUUAGACAAAAAUAAUGGUCUUGCUUAAAUGGUAGGGAUAUUAAUGCUUUUUAAGACCUCUGCAGCGAAUACAAUUCGUCUAAUCUCUGAGUUGAGAUUGUC
Messenger RNA from Hyaloscypha bicolor E, 4897 nucleotides. RefSeq names its product ABC transporter-like protein. The transcript has 6 exons. Bases 261 to 4691 code for a protein of 1476 amino acids. Gene Ontology annotation, molecular function: ABC-type peptide transporter activity; ATP binding; ATP hydrolysis activity. Gene Ontology annotation, cellular component: membrane; fungal-type vacuole. Gene Ontology annotation, biological process: transmembrane transport. NCBI's taxonomy places the organism in Eukaryota, Fungi, Ascomycota, Leotiomycetes, Helotiales, Hyaloscyphaceae. The record is from RefSeq and is a predicted model, not a curated record.